AUGUCGUUAGAGAAAUUUAGUAUGUUAAGUUUAACUGAUCAAGAUUCAGCGGAAAAGCAAAUACGUAAAAUGGAAGAGAAGCAAUUCGAAAUUUUUCAUAAUCUGAUAAAUAAAACCAUAUUGCCUUCGACAGAAGUUUCAAAAGACGUGAUAUGUUCUGAAGAUUCGACUUUUGAUGAGUUUUGGUCUAGAGAUGAGGACUCAAUCAAAUUUAUAGUAGGAAAGGAACAAUAUGUUCUAUCAAGAAAAUUGUUGUGUGACUCCGACAGUAGUUACUUUAAGUAUAUCUGCAAACAUAAGGGAAAAGUAAAAGAUAUGACGAAUGAAUUAGUAACGGAUAAUGAGAUACAAACUUUUAAGCAGAUUUUAAUAUACAUUUUAACUGGCUCAAUAGAACAAUGUGAUUAUAAUAUGUUUAAAGAUAUAUUAAUAGCAGCUCAUACGUAUGAUGUACCAACUUUAAAAUUAAUGUGCGAACAUUAUUUGCUACACGAUAUUAAAAUUGAAAAUGCUGUGGAACUUCUACUGUUUGCGUUGUCGUUGAAUGCAAAAUUUUUGGAAACACAUUCGGCGACUUUUAUUAAAUUUUACAUAAAAAAAAAUAUGGACACUAAAACAUUUAAAAGUCUAUCGCGAGAAGAUUCAAAUAAGAUAAUGGAAUUGAUUAAGAAAAGUAAAUUUGAAGUCAGCACACAUAAAUUUUUGUCACCAAUUACGACAGAUGGGAUAUUUACAUUGGCUAAUAACCCAGAUAAUAGAGUGACAUCAACGACGUUUUAAUUCCGUCUUAAUGACGUCUUUAACGAUCGUCUUUACACGUCAUCUUGCUACCUGGAGAUUGAUUCAUAUAUGA
Messenger RNA from Temnothorax curvispinosus, 853 nucleotides. RefSeq names its product speckle-type POZ protein-like. Gene Ontology annotation, molecular function: ubiquitin protein ligase binding. Gene Ontology annotation, biological process: regulation of proteolysis; proteasome-mediated ubiquitin-dependent protein catabolic process. The transcript is spliced from 2 exons. Lineage: Eukaryota; Metazoa; Arthropoda; Insecta; Hymenoptera; Formicidae. The coding region runs from base 1 to 780 and encodes 259 amino acids. The record is from RefSeq and is a predicted model, not a curated record. Gene Ontology annotation, cellular component: cytoplasm.